Messenger RNA from Arvicola amphibius (Eurasian water vole), 1896 nucleotides. RefSeq names its product endogenous retrovirus group K member 5 Gag polyprotein-like. The record is from RefSeq and is a predicted model, not a curated record. Gene Ontology annotation, molecular function: structural molecule activity; zinc ion binding; nucleic acid binding. NCBI's taxonomy places the organism in Eukaryota, Metazoa, Chordata, Mammalia, Rodentia, Cricetidae. Gene Ontology annotation, biological process: viral process. The transcript is spliced from 3 exons. The coding region runs from base 1 to 1896 and encodes 631 amino acids.
AUGGACAUCCGCUUGACACCUACAACUACACUGUCUCUGUAUGUGACUUUCUCUGUUGUAGAUGAAAAAUGCCCUUGGUUAGUUUUAACAGGCCCAGAGAUACAUCCCAAAAUUUGGGACAAGGUGGGCAAAGAUCUUAGUAAGAUGAUUAAAGGAGGUGAUUCUGUGCCAGAAAUUAUUUUUAGUUACUGGUCCCUGAUCAGGGACAUCAUAAAUAGUCCAGAAAAAGGAGGGGAUGGUUCCCAUCUCCUAACGAUAGUCACUGAAUUCUUAGAGGCAUCCCGCCCGCCAUCUUGUAAAAAUGAAGAGGGUGGGUGUUCUUCCCCCUGUCCUUCGGUUGUUAUUAGUAUCCCCGAGGACCCCUCCCCAGGACCUAUUAAAUCUAUAACAGCUCCCCAAAAAGAGACCGUGCCCGCUGAAGAUGAGAUCCAAAAGCCGCCUAAAAGCAUUUAUCCAUCGCUGGUCGCUUUUAAAAAUGAAAUCAAACCCGGCCUGCAGGACUUGGAUCGCUGGAUUCAAAGUUCAGAGGAGCCUUUGGAUUCAGGGUCCGAAAAUGAGUUAGAGGUAGAAGCGGCUAGUUAUGAGAAAGGAAGGUAUGGUAGAGGGGAUAAAGCCCCCCGCGUCUUUCUUAGUCAGCCAAAAAGGACUCCGCGGCCACCGCCUUAUGUUCUGACUGCCCCCGAUAGCAUGCCUUUGCCCACUCCCUUGAUUCAGGAAUUACUUAAUACAAAAGCUGCCCUUAAGGCGCAAAUAGGAGGUCUCAAACAAGUGCUUGCAUUACAACAUGAGCUCUCAGACCUUUCUGUUCAGAUUCAGGAUUUACAGUUUACUAUGGGAAAGGGCACGACUUUAGACAAACGGGCAAACUCUAAACUUAAUCGUAAAAUGGCUUAUCCAGUCCUGACCUGGUCACGAGCCAGGCAAGUGGAAGAGGCUGCUGAGUCUCAGCCUGAUACCACAGAAACCCCCCCAGGGCUAGAGCCAAGGGCUGAAGCCCUUGCAAACGAAAAUAGAAGGAACCCAUUAAGUCAGACUGCCUCCUGGACAGCUGAUAAAAUUGCUGGUAAAGGCAAGUUUGCAGAUGAAGACAAGCAAAAAGGACUGUCCACUGGGAUACUUUCCCAGACGGCACAGGCUGCUUUGGCAGCCUGGAGGGCACAGGCUGCUUUGGCAGCCUGGAGGGCAGUUCCCUCCACUGGCGCCACUACCACCCCGCUCAUUAAAAUCAUUCAGGGACCUCAGGAACCAUAUGCUCAGUUUAUGGGUCGGCUCCAAGAAAUAGCAGAAAGAAUCUUGGGGCCAGAGGAAAUGGAAGGGACCUUGGUCAAACAGCUGGCCUUUGAGAAUGCCAAUACUGCAUGUAAAGCUGCAUUAAGGGGAAAAAUGAGGAACAUUGAUGUUUCUGGUAUGAUUAAGGUGUGCAAUGAGGUAGACAAUUUUGGUCACCAGCUAUCAAAGUCAAUCAGCCUGGCCAUCGGCGCAGUAUUUCAGGGACAAAGGGGACACUCUCGCCCCGGAGGGAAGACAUGUUUCACCUGUGGUCAACUGGGACACUUUGCGAGAGAAUGCCCCUCUCGACCGAUAGUUGAGAAUAACCAAAAUUGUCCUGAGAAUAGAGGGGGUGGCCCUCCAGGACCCUGCCCCCGAUGUAGGUGGGGCAAACAUUGGGCAAGGUAUUGCAAAUCCAAGACUGAUAAUAUGGGCAACUCCCUAACCCCUGUCUCAGCUACUGUGGUUCAGGGAAACGGGAGAGGGGCCCCGAUCGGGGGCCCUUACUCACCAAUUCUGUACCAGCCAGCUCAUGCAAGGGGAAUGACCCAACGUCAAAACCCCUUUACAGGGCCACCCCAGGGAGCGCAGGAUUGGACUUGUGCCCCUCCUCCACCCAGAUUAUAA